GCUGAAUGUAAAUCUGGCCACAAACAACGUCUCUCUCUUUCUCUGUGUGGCAGUGAAUGCAACGAGGUGAGGUCGGCAUAGGAGAAGGAUUGUGUUUUGCGCACACAUUACGAGGACUGGAAUAUAUUUGGGGGUGAAAAACCAAAAGAGAAAGGGCGAAACCCACCUUAAUACUGCGCUUUCCCUCUUCUCUCCCUCUCUCUGGACUCACGGACUUGGACAAAAUGGUUUUCCCGAAAUCCCAGUGACUGCGAUGUCAGCACCUCUCAUCCGCCUCGUGUGGAGCACAGACUGAAGAAAUACACACACACUGAGAGGAAAAAAGACGCGUUUUGGGGUCAGGCGUUUCUCCCUCAAGAGCAGCCGUUCACUCACGGCACACUGAAUGCAAGAAACACUCGCCCCUGGCAGCUGAAGAUGACGUUACUAUGGAAACAGUUUUUGCUGCUAUCAAUCAUGGAGUAUCUUGCAGAGUGUCUGGAUUACAAAUCCUUUAACGGCCCAAAAUGGCGGAUGGAGCCCAGCGAUCUCACGGUCGGCUCAUUGGAGGAAGAAGCCACUCUGACCUGUGAUGCUAAAGGCAUUCCUUCACCACAGUACAGGUGGACUCUGAACGGCACAUUGAUUAAUUUCAAGACUGAUUCCCGUCGGCGGCUAUCCGGGGGGAAUUUAGUCAUUAGGAGUCUGGACCGGUCCCAGGAUGGAGGAAUAUACCAGUGCACUGCAUUCAACCCACUGGGAGCAGUGCUCAGUAGAAGAGCAAGCCUCCAAUUUGCAUACUUGAAUUUAAAAACUCAGACGAGAAGUGCCGUAUCUGUGCGAGAGGGCCAAGGGGUGGUUUUACUGUGCGGUACGCCAUCAUAUGCCGGAGAUCUCUCAUUUGCAUGGGUCUUUAAUGAGUACCCUUACUUUGUUCAGCAAGACAAUCGUCGCUUUGUCUCUCAGGCGACGGGAAACCUUUACAUCGCCAAAGUGGAGCCGUCGGAUGUGGGGAACUACACGUGCGUGGUGGUAAAUCGCAUUACUAAGGGCAAAGUCCUGAGCUCCCCGACCCCUCUGGUGCUACGGACGGAUGGUGUCAUGGGUGAAUACGAGCCAAAAAUUGAGGUUCAUUUCUCUGACAUGGUUCCAGCUGCAAAGGGAUCCAUCGUGACACUGGAAUGUUUCGCUUUGGGGAACCCGGUUCCCGAGAUCACAUGGAGGAGGGCGAAUGGGGUUCCGUUUCCCAGCAAGGUGAAGAUGAAAAACUCAAAUGUGGUUUUGGAGAUUCCCAGUUUCCAGCAGGAGGAUGCCGGAGGCUAUGAAUGUGUGGCAGAAAACAAGAUGGGAAAGAACACGGUUCAAGGACGACUGUCUUUCCAUGCAAAGCCUCAGUGGGUGCAGACGAUGCGAGACACUGCUUUGUCAAUUGAAGAGAGACUUUUUUGGGAGUGUAAGGCCAAUGGCAAACCCAAGCCUUCAUACAGCUGGCUGAAGAAUGGAGAACUACUCCCAGUCGAGGACAGGAUGCACAUAGAGAACGGAGCGCUGACCAUCAGCUCUGUAAACCUCUCGGAUGCCGGCAUAUAUCAGUGUGUGGCCGAAAACAAACACGGAGUCAUUUACUUUGGCGCCGAACUGGUGGUGUUAGCCUCACCCCCAGACUUUUCCAGAAACCCUCUCAGAGCUCUGCUUAAAGCCAAGGCAGGCAGCACAGUGUCAAUGGAGUGCAGGGCACAGGCCUUUCCUAUAGCCAUCAUCCUGUGGAGGAAAGGCAACGACCCGAUACAGGGCACCGAGAGGAUAACUCUUCUCCCUGAUGGAACGCUUCGAAUCACAAAUGUGACCAAGAUGGAUGGAGGGACAUACUCAUGUUUGGCUAGAAACCAGUUUGGUUCAGCCAGCACUACGGGAAGACUGCUGGUAACAGAUCCCACUCAGAUCACCCAGGGUCCAGUGGACAUGGAGAUCAUUGUGGGGGAGAGCAUCGUCCUGCCCUGUCAGAUCUCAUGUGACCCUGCUCUGGAUGUUUCUUUCUCCUGGGCCUUUAAUGGGCAGCUGCUUAACACACUCGACCAACAUUAUGAGCAUGUUGGUGGGAGCACAUCUGGAGAUCUGAUGAUACGAAAUAUACAACUAAAACAUGCUGGAAAAUAUGUCUGCGUGGUCGACACAGAUGUCGAGAGUUUGUCGGUUGCAGCCAUUUUAAUUGUGAAAGGUCCCCCGGGAGCUCCGGAUGGCAUUACAGUGGAAGAGAUCACGGACAGCACGGCUCAGCUUUCCUGGAGACCGGGCCAGGAUAACGGCAGCCCCAUCACGAGUUAUAUCAUCCAGGCCAAGACGGCUUUCACUGUGGGCUGGCAGGCGGUGAACACGGUCCCGGAGGUGAUUGACGGGAAUACCCUGACAGCAACAGUGGUGGAUCUGAAUGCAUGGGUGGAGUACGAGUUCAGAGUCCUGGCCAGAAAUAGCGUUGGUGUAGGCGAGCCAAGUCCAGCUUCUCUUAAGUCCAGGACUGAAGAUGCAGUUCCCGACACUGCCCCCGCUGAUGUCGGAGGUGGGGGCGGCUCCAAGUCAGAGUUAGUGAUAACAUGGGAGCCUGUGCCUGAAGAACUUCAAAACGGAGACGGUUUCGGAUACAUCAUCGCUUUCCGGCCGCUGGGGGAGGUCAACUGGACGCACGCCGUCACCUCUGCGCCGGGACAGUCUCGCUUUGUGUACCGUAAUGAGAGCAUUCCUCCCUUCUCUCCAUUUAAUGUGAAAGUCGGUGCCUACAACACCAAAGGCCAGGGACCGUUCAGCCCUGUAACAAUCGUGUUUUCAGCUGAAAAUGAGCCCAGUGGCGUUCCUGGUGGCGUGUGGGCCAGAAGCAUUUCUGCCACUGAAAUUGAAGUGAUCUGGCACAUUCUCACCUCGUCCCCCGAAAGAGUGUUGGGCUACGAGGUGAUGUACUGGGAGGAUGAUACAAAACCAGAGACCAUGGGCAAAGUCAGAGUGUCUGCCAAUCAAAACAAGGUUAACAUCAGUGGCCUGAGAGGAUUCACUCAGUAUUUCCUGACUGUGAGUGCUUUCAACACGGCGGGCACCGGCCCCAUCUCACCCACCAUCAACGUGACCACCAGAAAGUCCCCACCCGGGCAGCCACCUUUGAACGUGGAGUGGAACCUGAUUGGCUCCAAGCUCACCGUUCAUUGGGAACCCGUCAUUUCGCUGGAAAUGGAGUCAGAGGUUACUGGGUAUCAGGUGUCUUACAGGAGGAACCGACAUAAAGAAAUUAACACGAUAUCAACAAACCUGACCUCGGUGGAGCUCACCUUACCCGCCGAUGAUGAUUACAUCAUUCAGAUCCGAGCGCUGAGCGACGGGGGAGAGGGAACCCCUACUGAACCCAUCAACAUCCAUAAGCUUAGUAUGAGUGUACGAGGUUCCAGAGCCUGGCGAGCCAAUACCAUCCCCAUCUCCUUGCUUUCCAUUAUCGCAUUAUCGACAGUGAGACCGGCUUUGUGUUAACACUCUGAAGAAUUGAACAUCCCCCAACCAGGUCUGAUUGCCCGUCCUCUUCCUCGCUGUGGGAUCAUGGGAGAAAGACAGCGAAACGUUUCUGAGGCAAGAUUAUUGAUCCAUCUCUCCAUAGUUAUCGGAGCCAAUGGCCGGCGAGCCAUUUGAGGAGCGUGACGGAUAAACAACAACGUCACAGCGGUUGGAUUUCGUGUGCAUGUUACUACGGUGUAUCAUUGUCUUCUUGCAAACGAUCCGAGACCCUAACAAGGUCUAUCCGAAGGUUUUUGAACGAGGAGGGAUGACUCAUAUUACUGCACUGAGAUUUCAUCUCCAAUCCCUCAAAACAAAUGCCUUAUUUCCAUGUACAUGCCAAAGUAGUUAGGAUCAGUAUUAAGUUGUUUGUCGUGAAUGAUUUGUACUUCAUUAGUACGUCUUUAAUAACAUUUAGCCUCUGCUUACUCAUUCUUGUACAAGAGUCUAUGUGCCUUAUCUAUGUUUAAGUGUACGUAAGGCUUGUCUUUCUUUGCUUCGGGCACCAUUGUUGCAGCUACAAGCCGCUGGUACUUUAAGAUUGUCACAAUGGUACAUUCUCAUUAUGGAGAUUGUGUGUUUUGGUUUAUGCCUUUCACAAGCGUGUUAACAGCAGGAGGCGGUAAGAUGGUUAUUUUUGGGAUCUCGACAUGCAUAAAUAUAACACACCACUGGUAUGCACAGGCUUGGCAUCUGUUAUUAGUGUGUUAUGAGUCAUGGGAAUUAAUAACACAAGAAAAAAAUAAAAUUCAGAUAAGUGAAGAGUUUUAGGUAACACUUUUAAACAAGGAAAUGCAUUACAAUGAACAAUAUAGUUUUUUAUCAUUUAUUAAUCUUCGUUCAUGUUAGUUAAUGCCAAUACGGUUGUUUGUGUUAGUUCAUUGUGCAUUAACUAAUGUUACAGAAUGUAUUAGUUAAUGCUGAAAUGAAUAUGAACUAAGAUUAAUAAUUUCAAAGACUUUGAGGAAAAAAUUACAAUGACCCAUGAGUUUUUUUAUCAUAAGUCAAGAUUUUUAUCUAAAUCCUUAAUUAACAUUUCAUUUUAUUAUAUAAAUAUUAAAUAUUGUUAUUUAUUUAUUUUUUUCAUAUGAAGUACCUCAUAUGUUGUCCUACAGUUUCCAGGUUCUGUCUAGUACUGUAUUAUGUGACCCUGUCUGUGAAAUCCAGGCUAAAGUCUCAUAAUCUAAUGAUGCUAAUGAUGAGAUUUUGAACAUCAAAGUUCAUUCAUUGAUUUAAAUCUUUGACAUGAUCUUACUCAGUCAAUAUUAAAGAUAUCAAGGUUAUAUUUUCACUGAAUGUUCUUUGAUGAUUUUAUGUAGAAAUCACAAAAAAAUUAAAGACCACAUUUUAGUGCACUGGUUUUAUUUUAAUCAUCUGUUAGCUCUGCUGUUAACAACAUCUAUUAUGUGACACAGUACAUUAUUGUGGGUUCGCACCAGAUGCGAAUUCAACGAUUUGCACGAGUAGAUUACAUACAAAGUCAAUGCAGAGACGCGAUCAGACGCGUCCUCGCUUGGGGCGAUGCGAAUGACUCGAUAUGGGUGGCGCGUUUGCCUCGAAAACACACGCUAUACGCUUCAAACACGUCUUCGCGUCGGACUACUUUUAGGCGCUGCGUAAUAUCAUUGUGCCUGCUGCAGCCAUGUUACGGCAGCAAAGUCCUUAAUUAUUAAGCCCCAAAAUGAGAGUAUAGUUCCUAGCAGUAUCUGCCUAUAAAAUCGCAACCUUUAAUUUUCCGUCGGACCUAAUACACUAUGUAACUACAGAAGAGUCAAGUUUUUUUGGUUAUUUUUUAGCACAAUGCUAAUGGUCUAAUCAGAUUCAAUGGACUAUGCUAAAAUGAGCAUAUUUUCAAAAAAAGUGGAGUGUCUCAUUAAACCAUGUCCAGGAAACCACCCCUUUAUGUUUACUAUGUCUGAUAAUGCAUUGGAUGCGAGUUGUUAUUUUCCUCUGUUAUUAUCUACAGCAGAGGUUCUCAAACUAUUUGGGGUCAGGGACUCCCUUACAAUUAUAAAAGUUAUUCAGCAUAUGCUUACCACAAUUUGCAACCUGAAUACUUCAGACUUGUUUUUACUGAUAAACAAAAACACAUUUCAGCUUUAAUCAUCUUCAUUCCACUUGUGUUUUAAUUUUCAGAGGGUUAUUUUAUUUUAUUAUAUUUUGAUUCAAAAUUGCUACUUUUUACUUUUCAAAUUUAAAAGCUUUUCUAGAAGCAAGACUCUCAUAGUUAGCAGAUGGUCCCUAUAAGAAAUUAUGACCUUUUUAAUAAUAAAGCACAAUUGUGUAAUACAUAUCAAAUGAGUUUGUGGACCCCCUGGCUAAGGGAGGUCCCUGGGCCCUGCUUUGAGAACCCCUGAUCUACAGUAGAUGAAUGAGCUGUCUGUUAACAAAAAGUCGACCUGAUGCUGGUCUUUCUGUGUGCGUUAUACAGAUACCAGUAGAGAUUUAAUUGCAGCCCUAUUUGUUAUUCAUGGGCAUAGGGUGGAUAGCAUAAGUGUGUUGAAUGCUGCAAAUGUUUGUUCCAUCCUACACUUAAAAUGCUAAAUGUUUGCUGAAUGCAUCUCCCCAUGUCUAUUGUGAUUGUUGAAAGUUUUUGUUUUUUUAUGUUUUAAGUUUUGCUUUGUAUUUUAUGUUUAUUUGGCAAACAUCAGUCAAUAGGAAUGGGAAUAGGAAUGCAAUGCGGCCUCUGUUAGUACCGUUUAUUUGGAAGUGUUGUUGUUUGAAUUAUGCAAAUUAGGUAAUAGCAUAAACAUGCCUAUAAAGUCACCCCUGAACACAACUCGUACACAGUUUAACCAUCUAUUUUUGGACUAUACAGCACCCCACCGCAGCAAUUUUUAAAUACAGAAAGGGUGUUUAAC
This is a messenger RNA of Paramisgurnus dabryanus, 6371 nucleotides long. NCBI's taxonomy places the organism in Eukaryota, Metazoa, Chordata, Actinopteri, Cypriniformes, Cobitidae. The record is from RefSeq and is a predicted model, not a curated record.